This is a messenger RNA of Daphnia pulicaria, 1153 nucleotides long. RefSeq lists its product as uncharacterized. The transcript is spliced from 8 exons. The coding region runs from base 14 to 1153 and encodes 379 amino acids. The record is from RefSeq and is a predicted model, not a curated record. NCBI's taxonomy places the organism in Eukaryota, Metazoa, Arthropoda, Branchiopoda, Diplostraca, Daphniidae.
UCUAAGCAUUAAAAUGGCUACUGGAGGUUCAAAUGAAGAUGAUUAUUUAUCAACUUGUGGCAUAUGCUUCAUCAAGUAUGAUCUUCUCAUGAAUCGGCCCAAAGUACUGCCUUGCUCUCACACAUACUGUUUCACCUGCAUUCAAGUUAUGAUUGGUUCUGGGAAUACAUUGAAAUGUCCUAUGUGUCGAAAAACAGCAGUUGGAAUUGAUAAAGUUGAAUCCCUACCCAACAAUGUCCAUGCUGAACACAAUAUUCUUUUGAAUAAGAAGUUAGAGAAAGCUGAAGCUGAGGCCAAAUUAUCUUCAAAGUUACUGGAUGCAUAUUUCAAAUCCAACAAGUCUGAAUGCCAAGUGUUUGUUGUAACAGAUGAUUAUGAGCCAAAGGUUUUGUCUUUCAAUGCCAGUAAGGACGCCGUCAACCAUUUUCAUCAUACUUCUGUGAAGAUACCGGAUACAAAAAAACCAGCUAAAUUGCGAAUUAUUUCUUGGGAAUUUUUAAUGUUUUUCUCCAUUAUUACCGAGUUGAAAUUGUUGAUGACAUCACAGUUUGUUAAUAUCUUGAAAGCACAAAAUCCUGAUGUUGUGUUUCUCUACCAUGUGGAGCCGGAAACUCUCGAUCGCCUUAGACAAUGUCUUCCCAAUUUCAAAUUCAUUUAUGAAUUCCACGAUGUGGUGAUGACUCAGAUGAGCGUAACUCUGUUGAACACUUCCGUGUCUUAUGAUUCCCACGAAGUCGUACAACUUCCAAAAGAGAAUAAUUACUGCCACUAUAACUUUCUUAAAGUUGAUGCACAUGUGGGAUCUCUGAUACUAAAAUUAAUCAACGUUGAGAUCGACGCGUUCACAUCUGCAAAGUGGCGGGAGAAUUUAACGAAAAUGAUGUUACACGAACUUGGAAAAGGAUCCGAUGGAGCAGUGAACGUCAUUUUGGGAAUGGGAGGCUGCCUUAGAAAUCAAAAUUGGGAUAUCUACCAACGAGACGUUGGACUACCUCAUCCUACCGUUGAUGUAUGGGAAGCGUGCAAAAAACCAGGAAUGUGCAACUUCAUCUGGCGCAUGACUGAAAUAACCGAUUCCUUAGAGUAUAAGGAUUUUAACGGUGAAUCGCCCAAUGCUAAUGGCGACGAUGACUCUGAAAAUCCAAAACUUUGA